UUAGCCGGUAGGAUUUAAGAAAGGGUUCACUUCCGGUAGCCCGGGAAGCAGUUUGAAGAUGGCGUCCUCCAAGCAGGAGGGACAAGCUGCAGCGUCUAGGAAAAGUGAAUUUCGUAGCCAGAAGCCGAAGCCGGAGAGCCGAGAUGAAUCAGAACUCCUCACUGUUCCUGAUGGUUGGAAGGAGCCAGCUUUUUCCAAAGAGGACAAUCCCAGAGGACUCUUGGAGGAGAGCAGUUUUGCAACUUUGUUUCCAAAAUAUAGAGAGGCUUACUUGAAAGAGUGCUGGCCAUUGGUACAGAAAGCCUUGAGUGAACAUCAUGUUAAUGCAACCCUGGACCUGAUCGAGGGCAGCAUGACUGUCUGUACAACAAAGAAGACAUUUGAUCCAUAUAUCAUCAUUAGGGCCAGAGACCUAAUAAAACUGUUAGCAAGGAGUGUUUCAUUUGAACAGGCAGUACGAAUUCUUCAGGAUGAUGUUGCAUGUGACAUCAUUAAAAUAGGUUCUUUAGUAAGAAAUAAAGAAAGAUUUGUAAAAAGAAGACAACGGCUUAUUGGUCCCAAAGGAUCUACGUUGAAGGCGUUGGAACUCUUAACAAACUGUUACAUUAUGGUACAGGGAAACACGGUUUCAGCCAUUGGACCUUUUAGUGGCUUAAAAGAGGUUCGAAAAGUAGUCCUAGACACUAUGAAGAAUAUUCAUCCAAUUUAUAACAUUAAAACCUUAAUGAUUAAACGAGAGUUGGCGAAAGAUUCUGAGUUAAGAUCACAGAGUUGGGAAAGAUUUUUGCCACAGUUCAAGCACAAAAAUGUGAAUAAACGCAAGGAACCAAAGAAGAAAACUGUUAAGAAGGAGUAUACACCAUUCCCACCACCACAGCCAGAAAGUCAGAUUGAUAAAGAAUUGGCUACUGGUGAAUACUUUCUGAAGGCAAGUCAAAAGAGGAGACAGAAAAUGGAAGCAAUAAAGGCUAAACAAGCAGAAGCUCUUAGUAGGAGACAAGAGGAAAGAAACAAAGCGUUUAUUCCACCUAAAGAAAAACCAGUUGUGAAACCUAAGGAAGCUUCUACUGAAACUAAAAUUGAUGUGGCAGCCAUCAAGGAAAAGGUUAAGAAAGCGAAGAGUAAGAAACUGGGAGCCCUUACAGCUGAAGAAGUUAAGCUUAAAAUGGAAGCAGAUGAAAAGAAAAAGAAGAAAAAAAAGUAACAUACAUAAAACAAACAAAAAUCCCUGAGCUAGAAUUUAUUAAGCUAUCUCCUUUUGUAAAGGAUUUUGAGAUACUAGGGCAUUAGUUGCCUUAUCCCUGAGAAGUAAUACCCUGAUCACUUUUUUCUGAGUUUGUUUUGUUCUUUACAUAAACAGCAAUUCUUUAUAAA
Molecule: messenger RNA, 1374 nt
Organism: Lagenorhynchus albirostris (white-beaked dolphin)
Lineage: Eukaryota; Metazoa; Chordata; Mammalia; Artiodactyla; Delphinidae
Gene: KRR1
Product: KRR1 small subunit processome component homolog
Exons: 10
Coding region: 59-1204 (381 amino acids)
Cellular component (GO): small-subunit processome; nucleolus
Molecular function (GO): RNA binding
Source: RefSeq, a predicted model, not a curated record